Pelmatolapia mariae (spotted tilapia) is the source of this 2387-nucleotide messenger RNA. RefSeq names its product small integral membrane protein 18 (gene smim18). NCBI's taxonomy places the organism in Eukaryota, Metazoa, Chordata, Actinopteri, Cichliformes, Cichlidae. The transcript is spliced from 2 exons. The coding region runs from base 268 to 591 and encodes 107 amino acids. The record is from RefSeq and is a predicted model, not a curated record.
ACGAAUGGUGCAGAGGCAGGGCUAAUAGAAAGGAGCCAAUGAUGUAGACAAUCCUGUGCUGUUCAGCUGAGACAUGAAGAGCUGCAAGGAGUGGCGGUGGAGGAGAGCGACUGAAAGUGCACGAGAGCACUGAGGAGGAAAGCAGGUCGAAGAGUGAAUGUGGAGGAGGGAAAGAGUGUAAACGAAAGAGAUAGGUGGAGCACCAAAAAGAGGAGAGACAUUUGUCGGCUUACAUCUUCUAAAAACUGAGCCAGACACACAGAAAUCAUGACCAACAUCACAGCUACUGUUCAUCCAAACAAUCUCCCACUGCGAGAAGAGGGAGUCCCUCUGUCCCUCGUCUCCUUUCAGGUCCAGGAAGUCUACCCAUUUCAUGAUGGCUGGAAUGUGGCCUGUUUCAUCAUCCUUCUUCUUUUUAUUCUCACCGUCCUGUCCUUGGCAGCGUUGGCUGUGCUCUAUGAGCUGCUGGACUGUGGGUGCUGCGCCAAAGGGAAAACACACCACCAGCUACAGGAGGAAGGGCCGGGAAGCUGCAGCAAGCUUAUGAGUAGCAUGUGCAAGGAGCCAGAAUCCCACACUGAGGUGGUAUAGUGGCAGCAAGGACGAAGAAAAGAAUAAUAGGAAUUUGGAUAUCGUUGCUCAUUUGGACAGUACCACACUACUGACUAAGAUGUUUGCAAAAAUGAACUCCCAAAAAACCCCCAAAACACCCAAAGUAAUUCAGUUGUUCACAAUUAGAGGUGAAAGCUGGUGACUGAACGAUAUAAAUGUACCCACAUCUACCGCAGACCCCAAAAGCCAUAUUUCACUUCUGAAAUACUCCCAGAAGAAAAGAAGAUCACCUGAGUACUUAUAACAUGGCUUAAAAACACACAUUGCCCAUAUUAUGGCCUUUGAAUUAUUCCCUACAACUUUACUAUUUUGUGGAUGUAAAAGCUUUGCUAAAUUACAGUUCGAAGCCCAUUUCAAAUAACUUAUUUAUGAGAAAACAUUGCCUUUAUUUUUAUGGGAAUGUUGCCAGAACAACAGAAAAUCCCCUAUGUUUAGUGCUAAUACAGCUUCUGCACUCAUCUCUUGCUCACAGAAAUUGUAUUCUAAUACUGCAGAAUUUCCAAUAAAGCAGUUCUCAUUUACAUAAUAUUCUUUUUCAGGUGUAAGUAAAUAAUCUCGAUAAAAUAGUCAUAAACAGCCUGUUACCAUAAACCGUAUACUAUUUUUAAGCCAUUUUCUACCCACUCCUCUGCAUAGCUUAGGUCCUCACAAAAGCAACACUGGCUGACAAAAACAAGCUAAAGACUACGGCUCUACUUUACAUUACAUGGAAAGAGACAUGAGCAAAACAAAGGGUAAAAGAGGUGCUGCAGCAGUGUACAGUAUAACAAAACUAAUACAUGCAUGUCCGUGUGUUUUACAAGCAUGGGACACACAAAGUCUAAGCUGAUGACCCCAGCUAGUCCUAAGCACCAAGACAAUAGUUAGCUGAUGCAUCUCUUAAGGUUACUCUUCAUCAUAUAUAAAUGAGGCAAAUUGUUAUUCAGUUAUUUUCUGCUGAUAUACACGUGAAAUAAACUCCUCGUGUCUCCAAAUCUGCCUCUUCUGCCUGCCGGUGUACGAUGCUGCACAACCAGCUCAGCUCUUUUAUCCAUGUCAUAUAGUGGGUGGCUAGUGCUACAUCAAUAAAGUGUAAUGCUUAAUUGUUAUGAACACUCUGCCUUUGGGUCGAACAGUUUUCCUGGAGGAAACCCUGUAAAUAAUCUUAUCCUGGUACACCACUAAAAUACAUUCAUGGGCUUGUUAAGGGGCAUAACAUAGGGACUUUAAUAUAGGCUGUGGCAGAAUGUGUUGCAUUAAAUGGGCAUUUUCUUAGUUUGAUUAUUUUGGAAACUGAUUAUUAAGUUGCAUGGGAAAAAAACACUAAAAAAAAGGUUGGGGAAAAAAAGCAUUUUCUUACCCUGCUAUAUGGAUGUUAAAAAAAACCUGUUCAGAAAAAACAACUACUGUGUGAGUGCUUUAAGUUUUUUGUGACCUACUGGAUGCAGUGAGCUUCUUCGAGACAUGCUGUUUCUGAAAUUGCCGUCCAAAUCUUAUGACAACAAUAUCUGUUGAUCAAGCCUAGUCAGAUGAAAUCAUUGCUUAGGAUAAAGCUGGUGUUCUUCAGUAAAUUGUAAGCCAGUGUUGUCAACAUGUUUAGCACUGCAACAUCUCAUGACAAGUUCGCAUGCUGCACAGUGAUGUACGGUAAAAUGUUAUAUUGAGCACUAUGUAUAAUUUCAUGCCUUACCACAAAAUGCCUAAUAAAAGCUGACUCACUUUUCUGUUAACAGAAGUAGCUUUUUCUUUAAGAGUAUAUGGAGUGACGUUGCAAUUUCGAAGGGAUGCCAAGAGGC